Procambarus clarkii (red swamp crayfish) is the source of this 8168-nucleotide messenger RNA. Lineage: Eukaryota; Metazoa; Arthropoda; Malacostraca; Decapoda; Cambaridae. The record is from RefSeq and is a predicted model, not a curated record.
UCUGGAGAGAUGGCAUCUGUGGGUGUUUCCUGUGUCGGAGAGCAGAGUCAAGUUGUCAAGAGACGCCUGUAGUGUGUUUUUGGCAAGGUCUGAAGAGUGUUCACCAUCACUAGAUUUACAGCUCUACCGCCACCCAACUUCCACCUACCGUAGUCGACCUUCACUACACUCCUAUGGUAUAAGCAGUAGGAAGCUUAUGGUUGCUGCCCUCCAUCACAGCCAACAGGAAGAUUACAGUUGCUGCCAUCUACCAUAACCACCACCAACAGUAAGAUUAUAUCUGCUGCCUUCUACUUGCAGCUUAAAGAUUAUGGUUGCUGCCCUCCACAACAGCCACCACCAACAGUAAGAUUAUAGUUGUUGCCUUUCCCGACAAACAGAAAGAUUACGGUUCCAGCUUUCCACCACAGCCAUCACCAACAAUAAGGUUAUAGUGUCUGCAUUCCACCACCAACAGAAAGAUUAUGGUUGCUUUCCUCCACUACAGCCACCACCAACAGUAAUAUUAUGGUUACUACCCUCCACCACAGCCACCACCAACCAUGGGGUGUCCGACAUUCGCCAUUAUGAUGAUAGUCCUGUUUAGUAAUGUGGCAGGGUCAUCGCUACAAAGCUGUUCCACGUUCUCAUCCAUAAAUGAUGACGUUAAAAGCUACAACUGCUCUGAGUCGUGUCUGGCUUCGGCGAAGGUUCCUGCAGAGAAGAACAAGGAGCUGCCUGUAUUUGGAACUGUAUAUUAUCAUAAGGAGUCAGAUGUGUGCCUUGCUGCCUUACAUGCAGGAGCCGUCAGUACCCGGGGAGGACCUGUCACCUUCACCAGAGAUAAUACUGCUCAGAACAUCCGGGGCACCAUACAACACCGUGUUGUUUCACAAUCAAUGCCGCAAGAGAACUCUGAUGAUCAUACUACAUACAAGUUCCUGAACAUUACUCCAGUCAUCUCCCAGCAAGACCUGGCUGAGGAUGUGAUCAUUGUCCACAACUCGUACUCUGGGAACAGCGGCCAACUGGACCUCACCUGCUUGGCCAGCGACACCAACAGAAUGCUCACUAAGGAGGAUAUUUUAUCCUGGCGCUAUGAAAAGCCUAAUUUUGAUUUAAAAAUCUUUCAGGAGAAGUUUACAGAAAGUGGCAAGUGUGUAUUCCCGUAUAACUAUAAGGGAGAGGAAUACUGGGAGUGCUAUGACAUAACGAGUACCCGCCCGUGGUGCUACACGGAUCCUACAUCCAGCAACUGGGACUACUGCACAAAAACCAAAGGAAGAUGGACUAUUAACCAGAAGUCACCAAGAGGAGUCAAUGUACGAGCUGUAAGAUGCCUGGGAAGGAGUUCUGCUACAGAUGUUCUGGCCGUUGUGCAAGUCCCACACCAGUUAUACAAGUCUCUCACAAGCACCAUUCGCGCCAGUCUUGGAGACCACUUGAGUGUUCCCACCAUCAAGUCCAAGGAUCUUCCCCUUGAAGUGUUCAUCCGCAGACUUCCAGAUGGAUGGGUGUAUGAGGAUGGGACCACUGCUAAUGUUUCCCUUCCCUUGAUAUUUGACCCGGUCACACUUGGGGACGCUGGAAUAUACAUCCUUGGUAAUGAUGGCACAUCUCUGGAAUCGAAAACCUUUAAGAAUGCCAAGACUAAGGUUGAAAAUAAUGGUGCUUAUUUACAUCUAAUUGUUCGAGAGUGUGAGAGUGACCGUUAUGGACCUCAGUGCCAGUCUUGGUGCCCUGACUGUCAAAAUGGUGGCAUAUGUCAUGCUGUGACUGGCACUUGUGUCUGUGCUCCAGGCUACAGUGGUCCCACCUGCCAACAUGCGUGUCCCCGAGGCAGCUUCGGGAGCUCGUGUCAGUUUACAUGCCAGAAGACCACUCUUGGCUUCAGUCCAGCAACUGAGGGUCAGUGUGAGAGCUUGACCAUAUGUCUGCCUGAACCCUAUGGCUGCUCCUGUGCUCCCGGUUACACCGGCCCCUUCUGUGACCAAGAGUGUCCAGCAGGAAAGUACGGUGCUGGCUGCUCCCACGACUGUGACUACUGUGAGAACAACCACUGUGACUCUGUCAGUGGAUCCUGCACUCGUGGCUGCAAAAAUGAAGCACAUUGUACCGGUGGGAUGCCUCUGGACCUGCCUCGCCUGCGGACUCCUCCGUCUCUCACUGACGUAACAAACACCUCAGUUGUUGUGAACUUCUCCACCUGGACGAGGGAGGAUGAUGAUGGGUCGGAGGCGGUUGGUAUUGUGAGUUACCUGCUUCAGUUGCGGAGGGAAGAUGACGACACUUGGACCACGCUGAAGACUGUGUCAAACAGCUCUGUGUCAGGCCAGACUAAAAGUAUAUUGAACUUGACGGUAGAACACCUGAGUCCAGGUUACCAGUAUACGCUGAGGGUGUUGGUCAAUACUUCACGCGGCGCUGCAGACGGCUCAACCAACAAGAGGGUUCACCAUGUCACAUUUGUUACUCAGUGUUCUGCUCCAAGACUUGAUGAUCUUCGCGUAUUAAACGUCACCAACCAGUCUGCUGUUGUCACCUGGACAGACAAUGGGAACCAUGAGCGGUGUGGGAUACAGUAUGAGGUGAAGCUGACGUCCACCACCCCCACUACAGAAAUACUCAGUCCUCCGACCACAAGACAACCGUCUCACCACCUCAGUGGCUUGGCGCCGGACACAAGAUAUAAGGUUAUCAUCACCGCCAGAUACAGUGGCACACAAGUGAUAACCGCAUCAUAUGGGCCGUUCUCUACACUUCCAAAUGCACCCACGAUGGCCACUGUGAGUGUGGGUGCGGGUAGUGUGGGUUCCCUCACUGUAUCCUGGACGCUUCCUCCCGGGUCCAGUCGUGCACAUUACUUUAACAUAAAGUAUAAGUUACUUGAACACAAGGCUUGUGGCAGCCCGGACGGAGGGCAACAAGGUGUCAUGCAUGAGGGGCGACGUACAUCAACUAAUGGGAGCAGUAUUGUACUGGAAGGUCUGGAGAGUUAUGCUGAGUAUGAAGUGUGUGUCACAGGCAGUAACAGAGGUGGGACGAGCCAGGCGGCCUGCUCCACGGCUGUUACACUCUCCUCUAAUCCAAGUGUUGGUGUGGAGAAGUUUUCCUGCAAGCAAACUAACAACGUCACCACAACAUGCACAGCUGAUCUUACCGGGUGUGACACAUACAAUGGACCAGAUGUACAUGUUAAUGUUAGUCUGGGAACUUACUUGCAGUGUUCGAACACAACUCUGGAGUUUCAUAAACUAUCGAAUAUAUCAGGUGGAAAAUGUGUUGCUGAGUUUAUGAAUUUGACGGGUGGGAUGACCUUUGUGGCGACACUCUCCAUCACCAAUAAUGUUAGCCGGAAGGUGCCUGUGAAGACUACCGUUAACUUUACUACUACAGAAGAAAAACCACCUGAAGUCAGAAACUUUACAGUAAACUCCUUGUCAUCAAAUAAGGUUCGUCUUCUGUGGAAUGAUCCAUGUCCAUCAAAUGGAGUAAUAACUGGUUUUAUGUACAAGGAAGCAUCACAGAAGACUUGGACAACCAUUGGCACAACAGCAUGUAGUGAAGGGUAUGACCGCUGUGUUGAUGUAGACGGCUUGCGAGCCAACACCAACUAUACAUUCUGGGUUUCAGCCGUCAACAGUGCUAGGAGAGGCCGGAGACAGGAGAUCUGGAUGAUAACCAUGGAAACAAAGCCGGGACCCCCACAGCAACUUGAUGUGGUUCCUCAUGAUAGCAGUUUAGACUUACAACUCUGGCAACCGCACCUGUGUGGCGGGAGAUUACACAAUUUCACCAUACAACUGAAGAACAAGACAAUCCUUGUAGACAACUGCACCAAGGAUGCUCCUGACCCUACUUGCUCCAAAGAUGCGAAGACAAUACCUGCUGAACGUCUUACCUGCCAGAUGUCAAAGUUGAAGCCAGGAAGACGGUACGAAGCUGAGGCUUUCUUCUGUAACGCUGCAGGAUGUGGCAAGCCCUUUGUCAAAACUGUAGCCACUCUGCCCAUUCCUCCCAAGCUGAGCGGCAAGUUUCAAGUGAAGUCCAAGACCAACACCACCGUUACCCUUGCUCUUCCCACCUUUACCAUGGAAGGUGAUGGUGACAGAUCUGUGGCAAUUUUGGUGUCUCGGCUCUCCGAGGACGCACAAGAUGUGGCCGAGACCUUUACUGCCACGUAUAUAAAGCUUGUUGCAGAGGGUAUAAGCCAGAAUAGGUCAGCUUCAGGUGGGGAGCGGGUGAGGCGGCAGGCAGGCGACCACCACUGCGAGGACACUAACCGGACAUACAUAGCUGCCGUGUUAACACAGGCUGCUGAAGAAUUUGCUGAAAAAUUUGUGGUUGGAGAGAUGACUAACGGCGGCCCUUACCCCAACUGCCCGCUGAAACCCGCUCACCCUUAUAUAAUGGCUGUUGUGGCUAGGGUGCAGCUCGAAGGUAGAAGUGCGUAUGCAGAGAUGAAAUUGGAUGAGAAAGUAGUGCCUGAGUGGGAUGGUUAUGUUCUUCCUAUAGUUUCCUCCGUCUUGGGUCUUCUCCUCCUUAUCCUCAUCAUCACAAUCAUCAUAAUUUUCAGACGCCACAAAACGCUGCAUAGGAAAGUUGGAGCCAAGUAUUGGAAAGAUAGACACAGGACAGAGGUCUAUGAUAAUGGAAGAGCUGUGCAAGACCUGUCUAACCACAACACUCUACCCCUUCUUGACAUCCCAAUCACAUCUCAGAGUCAACCAAACUUGCCAUCACAGCCGAGGAACGUGCCUGCUCCUCCAGAUCCAGCGCCUCCUCCUCCUCCUCCUCCUCUGAUUCCGGACGCAAUUCCACCAGCAGUUGAGGAGGAAAAUGUUUAUGAAAACAUUUACAAGAAUAACUUCCAAGAGGACAUAUACUGCAACUUCAGCCGACGUGUGGCUUUUGAUGACGUUGAAGCCUAUCUCAACAAGGCCAUUGGUGCUCAUGACACCUCGGAGGACUUCAUGUCUGUCCCGUCCAAUGUUGGCAAGUCUAUGUCUGUCGGAGAACAUCUUGAGAACAAGAAGAAGAACCGCUACCGGAAUAACCUUCCUUAUGACGAGACGCGGGUGGAGCUCUCCGUCAUUAACAACGACCCGUUCUCUAAUUACAUCAACGCAAACCACGUCUACGGGUUUGGAGGUGUUCUGAAGUACGUAGCCUCGCAAGGCCCCAAGGAGGCUAAUGUGAGCACCCUCGGCGACUUCUGGAGGAUGAUAUGUGAACAUCACAUCUACGUCAUUAUAAUGGUGGCUAACUUUGAGGAGGGCGGGAAGAAAAAAGUGGGCAAAUACCUGGAUUUUGGAGGAGCCCUGAUGAUUGAUGACUACAAAGUGGAAGUUAUUAAGACAGAUCAUCACCCUAAUUACAACGUGUCUCUUGUUCAGGUGUGGAAGAAUGGAAUUGCUCACACAGUGACCCACUACCACUACUUGAGCUGGCCGGACCACGGCGUGCCCACCGAGGCCCACAGUCUGGCCACCAUGCUCCGGCAGGUCAUCCACACGCAUUCUGAAGGUGGUGUAGUUGUGCACUGUUCGGCUGGGAUAGGACGCACAGGCACUGUUUUGCUGGUGCUGCUCUUACACGAGAUGUUGAUGGUCCAGGGCAGUAUGGACCCACUAGAAGUGUUGCAGAGACUUCGUGAUUGUCGAGCUCGUCUAGUAGAGAACGUUGCUCAGUACAACCUCGGUCUUCAAAUAUUUGAUGAGCUUCUAUAUGGAGAUAACACUGUCAUUCCCUCGGUCAGUGCACACGAUCAGAUGAAGGAAUUCAUGAGGACAAGUCAUGAUCUUUACCAGAAGGCUUUGGCCCUGCCGUCUGCCCUCACUUUCAGAGUGUCAUCUCAAGGUGAAUAUUAUCCGCUAAACCGCAACCCAGCUGUUGUACCAGCAGAUACUCGAAGGAUCUUCUUGGAGAUGGAAGGUGGUGAGAUGCUUUCCCAGUAUAUUAAUGCAGUGAGACUGGACGGUCUGGAUGAACCCAACACCAUGAUAGCGACAGAGCAUCCUCUUCCCUCCAUGCUCAACAAGUUCUGGAAGCUUGUGGUCGAGAAGAAAUGUCCAAGUAUUAUUCUCAUCAACACAUUUGAUGGAUAUGAAAAGGAGUUUCCGUGUGUGUUGCCUGGACCCGACUGUGACCUACAGGUGGGCCGCUACACCGUCCGCACGCUCCAUGUGACGCCCUACAAGUCGUUUGACCUCUACUCUAUUGAGGUGUUCUCCCAGCAGAAUGUACACCAGACAGUGAGCGUGUACCAGCUUACGUCGUGGCCGUACGGGACCCAAGUGCCUCCCUCGCCCCAAGUCCUGGUCGCAGUGUCAGAGAUGCUGCUGCAGUCUCCCCGCUCUCCCGAGGCUGGUCCUCUCCUCCUGUCUUGUGGUGACGGGGUGACGGGGUGUGGACUCUUGGCUGGCGCCCUCUUGACUAUAGAGAACCUUCAGAAAUCUGACAAGAUUGAUGUUUAUCGCACUGUUGUGAAACUUCGUCGGGCUCGACCACAGUUCUUUGUCUCUCAGGACCAGUUUGAGCUGCUCUACAGUGCCGCUGUUGUGUACCUGGAGAAUUAUGACACGUAUGUGAACUUUCCAGUUUGAACCACUGAAGGAGGAAGACUGCGUGAUGGUGCUCUGCCUGCAAGUUACACAUUUGGGGACAUGCUGUGUGUUAUGUAGACUUUGUAGUGCUGUGUGUACACCGUGGAAAACUUGUAACUGUUUUAUAGUAAAUGUAGAUCUUGUAGCAUUUAUUAUCUAGAAGAUUUGUGGUGUAUGUUUUGUGUACUCGACAGGCUAUUAAACUUGAUUUUUGUUUUAAUAUUGUAGAUUUUGUAGCACAUUAUGUGAAAGAUUGCUUGUUGGUGGUCUACAUAUUUUGAAGGAUAUUUUAAUUUUAAAAGGUUUUUGGUAAUAGAAAUUUUGUAGCACUUAAGAUAUUCAUAAGAUAUAAGAUAUUUAUUGUUACCAGUGUUUUAUACAAAUGUAGAUUUUGUAGCACUUAAGGUGUAUAAGACUUGGUGUACUACUGUUUUAUACAGGUGUAAAUAUUAGGUGCAUAAGACUUGGUGUACCAGUGUUUUAUACAAGUGUAGAUUUUGUAGCACCAAUGAUAAUACUCUGUAUACAGUAAGAGAGGAUUAUUAAGCUUGAAAACAUUGCUAGUAAUGUCCAUUUUGUGGUACUGUGAAUGUAGAAAAGUGUUGAGGAACGCUUCCACCUGAUCCACAAUAACGAAACUGAAGUGUGGAAUGUUGAUGAGGCGGUGAUGUGCCCAGGUGAGGAGGGGCUGGAUGCACAGGCUCAGGAUGAAGCGGUGAUGUGCUCAGGUGAUGAGAGGCUGGAUGGCCGGGCUCAGGAUGAAGCAGUGAUGUGCCCAGGUGACGAGGGGCUGGAUGACCGGGCUCAGGAUGAAGCAGUGAUGUGCCCAGGUGACGAGGGGCUGGAUGACCGGGCUCAGGAUGAAGCAGUGAUGUGCCCAGGUGACGAGGGGCUGGAUGACCGGGCUCAGGAUGAAGCAGUGAUGUGCCCAGGUGACGAGGGGCUGGAUGACCGGGCUCAGGAUGAAGCAGUGAUGUGCCCAGGUGACGAAGGGCUGGAUGCACGAGCUCCGUAUACAGCAGCUCGACAACCUUCACUCGCCCACUAAACUAGCUGCAUGUUGUACACUAGUUUAGGUUUGAUUCUUCAUUGUAUUAUGUCGUUUUUAGUAACCAAUGUGAGAGAUGUGUUUAAUUUACAUUUGUGAUUGUGUUUUUGUGCGAUGUUGUGCCUGAUGGUCGUGGGAGAUGGGGUGUGUUAUGCAGUUAUCCUCGUGAUAGACCACAGCCAGCUGGCUCCAACUGCCACAAGUGUUGUUUCAGUCAAAGUAAUCACUAGAUACUUUCACCCGUGCAUUUCGUGGCCUUGUUGACUGUGGUGGGAAGGCGAGAGGGCUGUAAUUGACUCAGUGUGUGACCAGACAUUUGAGCACAAGUGAACACAGAGCCGGUGUGAGUGCGACGCGGACAUUUUCACAACAGGCUGUGAGGAUAUUCUUUCAUUUUUGUGUAUUUCCUUGACUGCAAUUAUUGCUAUAAGUUUUCAUCAGGUGUUUAACAUUCUUGCUUUAACUAAAGUUCUAAUAAUUGUGUGUGUGUGUUGUAUUUCUAGUUUCUCAAUAAUAAUCUUAGAAAUGAAAUUUUA